CCAAAAUCGUUAACUUUUCUGUUAUCGCUUUUUAACUAAACAAUUUUCGUUAAAACACUUUACUGAAUACCACCACUGAGGGGCAGCUGGCAUUACCUCUAUUGAUCUAUCUUGUAUGGUAAAUAGCAUUACUUGCUUUUUGCGCCAUGCCCUCAAAAAGAAACGACUUUUCGUGUGUUCUGGCGAUCCACUAACAGCCAUCAGAACGAUGAGAAAAAGAAAAUCAAAGCGAACGAAACCCAGAAUGAACCGGGUCAGGUUUUGGACAAUAACAUGAAAGGUAGAAGCGUAAAGAAAUCAACGUCUCCACAGCUCCAGGAGCUGGUGCAGUAUAUGGUGGACAAUCCAAUAUUUGCUAUGGGAAUGCCUGUAUAUGGAGCCUGCAAAAGUUCAGUAGAGGAACAGUGGAAAGCACUUACAAAAAAAUUAAAUUUCUUGGGGCCUCCGACCCGUACUACAACUGAAUGGAAAAAGACUUGGGCCGACUUGAAAUCUCGCACCAAAAAGAAACUAAUUGAGAACAAUAAAUGUCUCGAAGAAAAUGAGGGCGGCAUUUACCGCUAUAAUCCACUAACGGAGUUUGAGCAAGCGAUUGAGCGUACGGUGUUUAGGAAUAGGCUUGAUGCCCCGAGCGAUAUAACCCACGGUUCGUCUCCAGAUCGAUCCGAGGAGUCAUCAGAAGAAGUUAUAGAGUGCACUAAGGCAGAAAUAAAGCCAAGUGAAAAUAAAGUGGAGGCACUCAUAUCGCCCACAAGGAGUCAGGAGGAACUCAGCAGCAGCUGCCAACAACUUCAAAAUAACACAUACAUUCCAAUAAACAAACCUGCCACUAAGAAACAGAUAGAAAAAGAGACUAGCAGACAGCAGAAGCAUUCCACAAAGUCCAGCAAAAAAAUUAGACUACUUAAGCAUGAACUUCCGGGUUGUUCGCCAGCCAAUAAAAAGAGCAAGCCUGUGGAACAGAUUAUGCUGAUAAAGCACCAAUUACGAAUUAGCGAGGAAAUGACAUCCACUGUCAAAACAGUCGCUGGUGCUGCAAGUAGAAUGGCAUUAGCUGUUGAAAGAAGUGCUGCAGCCAUUGAGGCUCAAAAUAAUAUUUUACAAGAGAUUCUAAAAGAAUUCAAAGAACAUAAUUAAAUAUAAUAUACAUUUUUAUACGGUAUAAUGUUUACACAAUA
Molecule: messenger RNA, 1178 nt
Organism: Stomoxys calcitrans (stable fly)
Lineage: Eukaryota; Metazoa; Arthropoda; Insecta; Diptera; Muscidae
Exons: 3
Coding region: 274-1137 (287 amino acids)
Cellular component (GO): nucleus
Source: RefSeq, a predicted model, not a curated record